Messenger RNA from Manis javanica (Malayan pangolin), 1141 nucleotides. The record is from RefSeq and is a predicted model, not a curated record. NCBI's taxonomy places the organism in Eukaryota, Metazoa, Chordata, Mammalia, Pholidota, Manidae.
GCGGCGGCUGGCGCGCGAGGAGCGCAGAGGUCGGCGGGCCCGGGGCGGCACCGCAGUGGCGCGGGCAUGCACAGCGGGCGGCCCGGCCGUGUCCUGGGCCCGCUGCGCCGGGAACUGACUGCGCUUUGGGGAGCCGAAUCCCUCAAGAGGCACGGGAUGCCCCCAGCCCUGGGCAGGACCUACUUCCCCGUGCAGGCCUGCAACCCUGGCUCCCGCCCUAUGGCGGGUACCGACUUGCCCGGCUCUGCGUGCUGCAGCCUGCCGGACUGCCACCAGGUCGGCUGAUGGGAGCCACACGAGCUGUGUGGCCGGCAGUCAGGCUCACCCCCGAUGCCCGGUCCCCUUCUGCCCCCUGCCAGGCCCUGCCCUGGUGUGUGGCUCAGGCACCGGCUCAGGGCCUCGGAUGCCCUGGAAGAGGACCCCAUCUGCUGCGUGGAGGAAGGGGAGGAAGAAAGCGUGGUGACGGGAGACAGGGCUGUGGCUGUGGGGGUCUCCAGGGAGCACGCCCUGGACUGGGACUCUGGCUUCUCGGAAGUGUCAGGGAGCACGUGGAGAGAGGAAGAGGUGCCCGUUGCCCAGCACCCAACGCCCCCAGCGUGGGCCCCCCACAAACAGCGCCUCUCAACCAGUGGCAUCCCUCUGGCCGGUGGGGCCCCUGUGGCCAGUGCACCACCUGCCCACCGACCACGGCCCAAGUCCACCCCAGAUGCCUGCCUGGAGCACUGGCAGGGGCUCGAAGCUGAGGACUGGACAGCAGCCCUGCUGAGCAGAGGUCGCAGUCGCCAGCCCCUGGUGCUGGGGGACAAUUGCUUUGCUGACUUGGUGCACAACUGGAUGGAGCUGCCCGAGGCAGCCGGUGAGGGGGACGGAGGGGGAGGGCCCCGUGCCCGUGCUCGCCCCCCCCAGUUCUUGCUUGGCCUCUCAGAGCAGCUGCGGCGCCAGCUGGCCAGGGCGCGCCGGGCAGCUAUGGUGGGAAAACGGCUGUCAUGCCCCCCUCGCCCAGAACCCGAACUGCCUGCGGACGUCUCCCCCUUUGCAGCCCUCCUGAGCUGCCGCAGCCGCCAGCCGGUCAUCUGCAGUGAUGUUGCCAGCUACCUCUGACCCUGCCCUCCAGCCGGGACAAUAAAGGCCUUGCUCUGGA